GUGCGAGCACGCGCGCGUGUGCGAGCGCUACACACCACGGAUAAACGAGAUCGCACUUACUUCCCAAGCAAAGCUCGAACCGUCCGGACGUGUAUGCGUGUGUGCCGACACUUUCGGGUCUGUGACGACGGUGUGUGUUGUUUCGCUAAAUGUGAUAAAACAAAAGCGUGCAGUAUGACGUCGAGAAGCGCUCGGCAUGGCCAGGGAACGGCCUGGGAGCAUAGUUAGCAUUAGGCCAGCAUAGUUCGCCAAUCAACCUUUCCGGUGUGUUGUGACCAAAAAAAAAAAAAAUCUCCUAAAUAAGGAAGAAGAAAAGAGGCAACACGCCCGGGCCGUCAGCUGUCGCGAUUUUUUUUUUUUGUUUCCAGCACUCACCCCAUCGAUCGGUGCAUCGCUAUGCAGCUUCCCUAGGCGACCGCUAGACAAAACCCUAGAAACACCGUGACACCCCCCCCCCCCACCGCUCCCCCACUUCCCACCCACCAGGCUUGGCGGGGAGGGUUGUUGCUUGUGUGUGUACAUACAUACCUACAUACAUAGCUACAGUCACAUACAGGAAAGGUGAAAAGUGCGUGAAGUGAGUGCGUGCGUGGUGCCGGUGGAUGCGCUUUUAACAGGAAGCGAUAGCGCUAGAUUCCGGCGACCGGAAGUGGCACCACCACCGGCAAACCCGUCAGAGUGCAACCAGUGAGACCAGAAUAGAAGAAGAAGAAGAAAGGGAGGAAAAAAAAACAAAACGAAUUUGGGGGACCAUCCCCCCCCCCCCCCCCCAAACACACAGCCACAGGAAGUGCAAUUCGAGUGGGGCGCGAUUUUCAUCGAUUUUCGGCCCGGUGGUGGUGUGUGUGUGUGUGUGUAGUACGUGUGCCGACCAAACACCAAGAUGCUUCCAAACAGUGCGUGAUACAGUGCGUGUGUGCGUGAGAGAGAGAUAGCGAAAGUGUUUGUGUGUCUGCGUCGUUCUCGUGUGACAACACGUGUGUGCAAUACACGCCUGCGAGCGUGCUAGUGUGUGUGUGUGUGUGUGUGUGUGUGGGAAGAAGAUUGUGCAUUUGUGUCUGUGAGCCGACCGCUCGACGUCGCCGUUUGUCAACAAAUCGUCACUCAAAUCGACACUCGACCGGUGUACCGUUCUUCCCCACCACCUUCCCCCACCGACCAAAUCCCCAACCCCGCAAACACUAUCAGUGGCAACAAUCAAACGCAAACAGCGUACGCACAACGUACGCCCUGCAAUCAACCGAACCACAAGCGGUCCGUGUGGUACAUUGUGCAGCGCGGGAAGCGAAAAGGAAAGCAGGACAACCCGUAGCAGCAGCAGCAGCAGCAGCGACAGCUUCUUUGGUCGAGGUCGUCCGUUCGUGGCAAGCACGGGGCAAGCGAAAGUCGCCGAAACUGUAGCCGAGAUAAAGCCCGCGUGUGCGCGCGUGUUUGUGUGUGUGUGUGUAAGACAGAACGGAAAGGAAGAAACGACGACUCAUUUGCAUCUCGCAGCCCGAGCACCGGAAUCAGUCGUCCGCGGUCCUGCAUCGAGUGCGGUGCAUCCUUUAUCCUCCCUUCACCACCACCACCUCCUCCACCACCACCACCACCAGUGUCCCCAAAAAUCCCAACCACCCCGUGAAUUGUGAUCCCCCCGUGGGGGGGCCGAAGUGCGUGUGCCAUCGGCGCGUGAGCGUUUGGAAAAGAGCUGCCGGCGCAGGUAUGACGUUCCCUGCCGCUACCGAUGCCGCCGACCGUUCGCAGUAGGAAGGUGCCGCUGAACCAACGCCGGCACAACUCGUCAGCAGCAGCAGCAGCAGCAGGAUGGCCGAUAAUGGGUGCCCACCGGGCCGGGGCAGCCACCCGGGGCCACAUCUUGGGCGGCCGCACCAUCCGAUCGGGGCCGGGCUACCGACCCACGCCACCGUCCCGAAACCGGCUUCCAAUGCGAUCAUCGCGGCGGGCCUGAUAAGCGGACCGAGAAUCGUAAUUCUGCACCGGUACAAUGGCGACUUCGGCUUCACGCUGCGGCACUUCAUCGUCUAUCCGCCGGAAUCCCUGACGGAACACGCGAUCAAUCCGCUCACUGCGGCGGGCGUGCUGAACUUUGCCCAACCGAUGGACACGGUGUUCGUGAAGAAGGUGCACCCGAACACGCCGGCCUACCUGGCCGGCCUGCAGGAGGGCGACCGGCUGCUGGCGGUGAACGGCGUCCCGGUCACCUCCAUCCCGUACUCGCAGGUCGUCGCCACGAUCCAGCAGACGCCGAAAACGCUCACCCUGCAGGUGGUGCCGAAAAACUACGACAUCCUGCAAACGUUUUUUAGCGAAACCGCCCACAACCCCGAAACGAACCAACGGCCCCAGCCGCAACAGCCGGUCGUGUACGCACCGAAGCCGGCAUCGUCGGCUACCGGGGCCUACCCGAAAUCGAAACCGGCCCAUGGCCCGCCGCCGCAACCGCAGCCGGCCACGGCGAUCGUGCAGCACCAGCAGCACCAGCCGCUCUCGGUCGAGGGCGUGCAGGAAAAGCAGGAGUCACUGUACAGCACGCUGCAGGAGAUCGUGGCGGACAAUGUGGCGGUGACCGGCGGUGCCCCAGCGAAGGCGGCCCAGCUACUGCCGCUGCACGCCGACGUGCCAAAGAUGCUGAGCCACGGGCCGGGCAUGGUGCCGAUGGCCGCGCACCAUCUGCCAGUAUCGCUGCAGAAGGCCGGCGUGCCGCCCGUCGGCGCCAAACCGUACGAGUACGAUCCGCUGAAGCACCAGCAGCAGUACAUGCACCAGCAGCACCAGCAGUUUCUGCAGAAGAUUGCCCUGCCCGGCGGCAAGGAGGGCGAGCUGGGCGAGGCUGCCGGGUACGGUGCACCGCUCGCCGACGGCGACAACGCGAUCAUGAACCGGAUGCGCAAGAGCCUCGAGCAGAAGGAGGAGUUCCUGCGGCGACCACCGACGACGGGGGCGGCACUACAGGCCACCCCGGCCGCCGGCCACGAUGUGCAGCAGCGCGAGUUUUACGCCCGCCCGAACCGGCUCCAGAAAUCGGUUUGGCCCCCGACGCAGCCCCUUUCGCCCGGCUUCUCCGGUGCGGGUGGCGACAAAGCGCCGGCACCUUCCACACCGUCGACCAGCACGCACGCAUCGCCCACGGCCGCUGGUGUUUCACCGCCGGGCCCGAAACCGCCAACCAACGCUGGCGGCGCCAGCACGACCAACGGUGUGAUGCGCGAGCACGCCUCGCAGCUGUCCGCGAUACGCGAGCACUUCUUUACCGGUGGCGUCGGCGGCUCGCUCCAACUGCCGCCGAAAUCGGCCCCACCGUCGCUGGCGAUUGCACCGGCCGCCAUAACGGUGCCGGCCGGACCGUCAUCCCCGACCGGGGCGGCAACGGUACCCCUCUCUCCGCAUAGCUUGCAUGCGGUGUCGGAGAAGGCAAAGCUAUUCGAGUCGGGCCGGCCACUGUCGCCGGAAGGCAUCGACCGGAUGGAUCUGUACAAGAGCGAACUGAGCCGCAUCAACACGAAACAGGUCGUGCCGAAUGUGGCCGUGCGCAGAAAGGAGUUUGAGCUGAAGGCCGAAAGUACGGGAUGGCGCAAAUCGAUCGACGACAAACCCCGCUCGGUCAGCUCCGAUUCGGAAUCGCGCCGCACGCCGGUUCGACUGCGAUCACUCUCAGUAGAGUCCAAUGCAACGCGCGAUUCGCGCCACUCGCUCGCCAGCUCCACGCUGCAAGCGACCGACGCCGCGUUCGACACGCUCGAGAAGGAUAAGGAAAACCAGCAUCAGCCGCAGCAGCAGCAGCAGCAGCAGCAGCCGAGUGCGGUACCGCCCCCGAUGCCGAUGCUGCGCCAGAAGCCGAUCCGGGACGAUUCGUACCGCAGCGCGGUGCGCAACUCGACAGCGUUCUGGCUGCAGGGUCCGGUUCCAGCAGCAGCAGCAGCAGCGCACGGUGGCGGCGUCGGCGGCGGCCCCGGUACCGGCGACUCGUCCUCGGCCGUAUCGCUCGCGUCGGACGGCGAGCCGCCGAGCCGACCGGUACCGCCGGUCCGCACGUACGCGGCCGCCCACCGCCAGCAACAUCCGCUGUCCGCGGCCGACACCGAGCAGAUGCGCAAGAAGCAGCUGCACCGCAACCAGACGAUGGUGGGCCUGCACCACCUGCUCGACGGGGAGGACGGCGACGGUCCGCUCGGCGACGUCGAGAUGCUGCACCGCAUGCCGCCGCUGACGUCGCCCCCGUUCGCACCGCUGUCGCCGCUCGCGGUCGCAUCGUCCGUCACGUCCACCUCGUCCGUGCCGCUGGCCCAUCUCGGGGCGCUCGGGGAGCAUCCGGCAGGAGCGGCCGGCACGACGCCCCAGCAGCUACCCCCACCACCCGGCGGCUUCCGUCCCGUGGCCGGACCGAUGCGUCCCACCACGCUCAACCUUUGCCCAGAUGCCGCCCUGCCGACGGUGGUGAUGCGCCAGAAGCAGCCGCACCAUUCGCUGCUGCUCGACGACGAGGAUCGCAAGAUGCGCCGGGUGUCGUACCUGCGGGCGACCGCCCACGACAACCUGUUCCAGAUGCUGGAGAGCGACCCGGACAGCAGCCCGAUGUCGCUGCCGCCGGCCGACACGCCCGACACCGAUCCGACCGAGCCGGCGUCCUCCACCGUCGAGCUGUCGUCCGGCCUGGCGACGACGGACGAGGGGGCACCGGCGUCCGGCAAGCUGCAACCGCAGCAGCUCAAGAGUGCCUACCGUCCAUGGCGCAGGCCACGUCUUACCACCGACAUUCAGCCGCUGCGGCGCCUGUUCGACCCGGAAGCCGAUCUGGCUGUGCCGGCCCUUCCGCCCAUCCUUGAAACCGAACCGUUCACCUCUGCGUCCGCCUCGAAAAAGCGCUCCCGGCCCCUGCCAACACCACCCCGACUGCCAAACGACGACGACGACGCGGACGAUGACGACGCGGACGACGCGGACGAGGACGAGGGCGGUGCAGCUGGCACGCGCCCGGCACGACCGGCAAGGGCCGUAAAGGGGCGGUCCGCUUCCCUGGUGACGACUACCCCGUUCGGCAGUGCUACUGGCGGUGGCCACCGGCUGUUCGGGGCGGCCGGCAGCCUGGGCAACCUGCACGUCAUCACCACGACGACGGCGGGCGGUAUCGUCACGCGCAACUACUUCUUCGCCCAGAGCCACGGCACCAAAUCGAAGGCACUGGCCCACUUCCGGGACGGCGGAGCAGCGGACAGCACGGAACCGGUGGUGCGCGAGGGCGAACUGCACGUCAAGGUGACGCUGAUCGACGGCAAGCGGUCGGCCGACCGGAGCUGGCGCACGGUGCACGCCGUGCUGCGCGGUCACCAUCUCAAGCUGACGCUGGUGCGCGAAGGAAAGAACUCCAACCAGAGCCCGGAACCAUGCGGUACGAUCGAUCUGACCAACUUCCACGUCACCGAGGGCAACUACACGAAGCGCAAGAAUGUGUUCAAGCUGACCACGGCCGCCGGUUCGUACUGUCCGCUGGAGGCGGCCGCUGCGGCCGGCUUCGGCGGCCACGCCGAGGUCCAUCGCACCCAGUCCGCCUCCGGGCUGGCGACGGUGGGCGGCAGCGGCCCGGGCAGCAGCACCUGUGCGUCGUCCGUACGUAGCGCGUCCACUGCCGGGCUGCCCGGGUCGGAGCGGGAGCUGCUGCUGCAGGCGGACAGCCACGGCGACAUGGAGGGAUGGAUGGAGUCGCUGCGGCUCGUGUGCGGUAGCACCGGCCAGCUUCACAGUCCGGACUAUCUGAGCGGACGUGGAGGGCAACAGGCCGAGCCGCAGCGCAUCGCAGCCCAAACGAGCGUGCAGGUGCAGGGCGGAAGCGUGGGCGGCUCAAACAGUGGCGACGACUACUCGCCCGUGCUGCCGGCCAAGUCGCAGCGCAAGUAUGCGCUCGGGUCACGCUCCCCGUCCGGCCAGUCGCCGGUCACCAAGAGCCGCAAGACGCCGCAGGCUGGCUGCAGCUCGCCGACCGACAGUGCCGACCAGUCGAUCGCGUCCACCUCCAAUCAACCGGCGUACCAUCAACCGCCCCACCACUACCAACAGCAGCAGCAGCAGCAGCACCACCAUCACCAUCAUCACGGCGCGAAGGAUAGCUCGGAUCGGGAGAGCGGCUCGCCCAAGUCGAAAACCUGGAAGGGCAUCAUGGCGGCCAAGUUCCGCAAGAUGCAGUGGCAGCCGGCGGCCGCCGACCUGCCGGACAACGCGCCGACCGGCCUGCCGCUCGAGCUGUGCCCGGUGUCGAGCCGCAACCGGUUCCUGCCGCUGGUGGUGGAGAAGUGCAUCAGCGUGGUCGAGUCGAAGGGGCUGCUGGUGGUGGGCAUCUAUCGCAUCCCGGGCAACACGGCCGCGAUUGCCGCCCUGACCGAGACGAUCAACCGCGGGCUGGACGAGGUGGCGCUGAACGAUCCGCGCUGGGACGACGUGAACGUCGUGUCAUCGCUGCUGAAGGCGUUCUUUCGCAACCUGCCCCAGCCGGUGCUGCCGGACGCGAUGUACCGCGGCUUCAUCAGCGCGGACCAGCAGAGCGGCCAGCGGCGCCUGAUCGCGCUGCGCCAGAUGCUCGAGCGCAUACCGCGCAUGAACUACGAGACGCUCAAGUACCUGAUGCGCCACCUGGUGCUGGUGACCGCGCACAGCGAGGCGAACCUGAUGGAUCCGCGCAACCUGGCGAUCGUGUUCGGCCCGUCGGUCGUCCGGUGCACCAGCGACUCGAUCCAGUCGGCCGUCAUGGACAUGCGCCACCAGUGCCAGAUCAUCGAAGUGCUCAUCAUCUACUACGCCUACUUUUUCGAGGAAGGGCUGCUGCCGAGCGCGGAGGAAGCGCAAAGUGCGGCCGGCUCGGAGGCCGACGCUGGGCCGGGCGCCUCGCUGCUGCUGGAGAAUGCCGGUAGAAUCGAGCCGCUGCGGGAUCCCCCGAAGGAGAGCAGCUCCGGCUUUGUGGCCAACAUCGUGCAGGCGGCGAACCGCAAGAUACGCCGGACGGCGCAGCGCAAAAGCACCAUGUCCUCGACCACUCCCGACACGCUCUCGCUCGACAGCACUACGUCGGCGGAAUCGAGGGAGCAGUCGUCGCGCGUCAUCCAGCGCGUCUACCAGGAGCAGGGCCCGCGGCCGGGCACGUCGCACGGUGGACCGGCGGCCGGGCCCGGCGGCUCCCAGCAAGCGCUCCAGACCGUGCCGGACGCCGGGGGGCCGAUGGCAGUGCCGGUACCGCGCGGCACCCGCUCGGUCGGCAGCGCCGAGCCGGGCUGCGAGCCACCGACCGAGGACAGCCUGAUGCAGCUGCACCACCAUCACCAUCACCAUCACCACUACUACCACAGCAGCCGGCACCACAGCAGCCAGAGCAAUGACGACGCGUCAUCAGUAUUAAACCGGUCGUCCGAGGACGACUCGAACGACAGUGCCUUCGCCGACAACGGAUCGAUGUCGCUGAAGACGGUGACGAUCGCGCUGGACAACAAGCUGCGCUCGCUGCGCGACUCUUCGGUCGACUCCGACCGGGACCAGGCGCUGGAGAGUGAGAGUGGGGGCAGCGAGCAGCCCGGGUACGGCGGCGGGAGGCACCACUCGCUGCACCAGCAGUGGAGCCACAUGGGGGGGCGCUCGCCCCGGCCGCUCACGCUCGGCGAAAACAUCCCGUACGCGGACGAGUCGCCGGAGCGGCCGCUGAUACAGGGCCGGUCCAAGCCGGCCCGCACCCUGCCGGCACCAGGUGCCGUCAACAACAACAACAACAAUCAUGAGGAUGGUGGAGCUGUAGUGCCGCUGGCGGCGACCCCGGCCAAGCAGCAGCAGCUGAAGAAGGCGCUGACCGCCCACUCGCAGAAAUCGAUCGACAGUGGCGGCACGAUCAACUCCAGCACCACCAACAGCUGCCUGACGCUGGUCAACGAGGCCGAUGCGACGCUCGACGCCGGUGCUGGCGUUGGUGCCGGUGUGGACGGCCACGAGGAGGACGACGAUGGGCAGCAGCAGCAGCCGGUACCGGCCGUCGUCGGCAAGGCGGGGCAGCGCAACGCGUCGCUCAGCUCGGACGAAACGGACACCUCGACGACGAGCAAUCCGCGCGAAAAGCUGACCGCGGCCACCUACCGCAUCGACACGGAGAAGCUGAAAAAGAUGAACCGCAUCCUGACGCAGCUCGAGCGGAAGGCGAACAAUCUCGAGCGCAAGUUCAACCUGAACCGGUCGCUCUCGCUCAACUACAAGUCGCCGAAGGCGGCCGACUGCUGCUGCACGCACCACGGCCUGCCGGCGACGUCCCACUCGUCCCAGGCCCCGCUGCCCCACUGCUGCCAGCAUCAGCAGCAGCAGCAGCAGCAACAGCAACAGCAGCAGCAGCACAUUAGCAACAACCUUAACAACAACAACAGCACGAGCUGUCACAAUCACAACGCUGGCACCACCAUCGGCAGCCUCCGGUCCCGCUUCUCCCUCACCAAGGACGAAAAGACGGACAAAAACAUUAACCGGCGGCGGCAGAUCCACGACACCUGUGCGGUGCACCCGAGCGGCCCGACGCCCGCCGGCAACGACAGCAGCAGCUGCGGCGAGCAGCAACCGUGCGGCGGCGGCCCCCAAAUCAUACUGACGCCGGCCGCACCGCCGCCGGCAGCGAGCAGCGGCGGGGGACGCCAGCGGCGCCACGUCGGGAGCCGCUCGAUCCGGCGCCGGCACACCGUCGGCGGCACGCACGAUUACUACGCGAACAAACUGAACGCCCAGCACCAUCACCACCACCACCAUCACCAUCCGCACCGGGAGCACAUCGCGGGGCCGGGUUGCUGCCCAGUGCCACAGAACUGAACCUCUUCUUGACGUCGGUGUCGGUGUGUGUGUGUGUGUGUGUGUGGUUUCCUGUGUUAGAACGUAGAAUUGGAAAGAUUUCGAACACCACCUGGUCUAGCAGCGUAAGGGUAAUAGUAGUAGUAGUAGUAGUAGUGUAGGGAAUAGAGCACACACACACCUAUAUACAAAAGAUUAGCCCACACCAACUUAACUCUCCGCUCCCCCGGAAUUGUGCUUGGUUAAGUACUUUCAUUGUGCAAUGUUGGAGAAGAUUUAAAAAAAACAGGAGCGAAAAGAGAGAGAGAGAGAGAGAGAACAAGCGAGAGAUGGUGACCACCAGUCCAGAUACGAAACGACGACGAAAUUGUUUGUUUUCGAAGUUCGAAACGACUCGAGAAAGUAGCUGUAGUAGCAGUAGUAGUAGCAAUAGUAGCAGUAGCAGCAACAUAAGGAGAGGGAACAAGCGCGAACAGGCAAAGUGCAUACGCAUACAAAUUAUAUACACCGUAGCUUUAAGGACUUGUAACGGUAGCAUCUAAGGGCUGUAAAGCUGUAAAGAGAGCGUCAGAAGAAGAAGAAGAAGAAGAAGGACCCGAACAAUGCGCACUCAUCCCAAGACACCAGACCCACAAUUUUGCGAACCGAGCACACACACGCCGCAUACACAUACGUAGAUACACUAUAAUUUGGCAGAAACUAAACCGUGUGGCGAGAAAACAGCAUGAUACACACAGCCGGUUGCAACGGUUGGCGAAAUCAAAAUUGUGAUAAUUAUUGUGUAAAAAAAAAAGAAAAAAUUGAAAGCGACAAAAAACAAACUCCCCACGCGUAGGCUUCAACACGAAUUUGAUGGAACAAGAUACAAAAUUAGUAAGAGAGAAAGAGAGAGAAAGCAUUGUGUAGCAGUUAGAAGCCCCCGGGAGGGGGUCCCAUUUGUUAUUGUUUUUUUUAUCUAUUAUUGCUAUUAUCUCUUUCGCCAGCCACCGUGCGUUUGUCUCUUUUUCCUAUAAGAAAAGGUUUAUUUUAAUACUUAUGUUGUUGUUUUUUGGGUUCUUUUAAAUCUGUUCGCCAAAUUACACGUAACUGUAGAUGUUUGUGUGUGCGUGUGUGCUUGUGUGUACCGGUUUGUGUCGUGCGUUCGUGUGCAUAGUGUAUGUGCAUCAUAUUUCCGAUUAUAGCUUUUCCCUUUUCGUUUCCAGUUUUCCCAUUUGUUUUUGAAUGUUUAUACACACCAUCCUCAAACCCCUCCGUCAGCCCCACUUGACAAACAAUUGCGUGUGUAUUGAAACUAAUGACACUGUGUGCGUGUGUAUGUGUGUGUGUGUGUGUGUGUGUGUGUGUGUGCGUGCGAUUUGUGUUAAGCAAUGUGUACUUUCUUUCCCCUUCAGUUGGUGUACGCCAAUGCAACAAUCAAUCUGUCUAUGUGUGCGUGUGUGUAUGUGUGUACGUAUUUAUGUGUCUUUUUUUCUGUGUAUCGAUAUGUGUUUUGUGUGCCGGUCUAUGUGUCUAUGUACAAUGUAAACCACUUUUAAGGGUGGAGCAACCCAAUUGCUUUACUAUUAACUACUACUUUCUUGUUUUCAUUUUUUUUACCAUUUUUCCUCUUCUUCGUGCACUGUGGUGAAGCAAACACGAGAACAAGCCUGCUGAGAGCGAAACAAAGAACUGUAACUGUAAGCGUUUCGACUGAAACAAAGCAAAACACUCAUUUAGCAAAGAAAUGUAGCAAAGCAAACAUUGAAAAGCGAGCUUGCGCACACCCAACCCCCGUUGCAGCGAGAACAAAAAGAAAGAAAGAAAAAGCAAAACAAACACACGAGAAACCCCGCAGUAUUGGCACAGGAGCUUUUAGGGUACGCAUUAGAGGCGGCGGGUAAAAUGAUUGGCUAAUAAAGAAGAAGAAAAAGAGAUUUAAAUUCGAGAUUAGGAUACGAACCCCGAUGCUGGCUGCUAGCGAGCGAGCAAGCUUUCUUCGCUACACAACUACGCAUCAACGAUAGGCCCGAAAGACGCCUGCGGGAAGGAGGGGGGGGGGGGGUCUGCCAAACAUUAUUGGCAAAACUGAAUUAUUGUUUUGUUUUGUUUUGCUUUGUUUUUCGGACAGAAUUGGAAAUCUGAUUGGGGCUAGUGUAAGGUAACAAACAAACAAAAAAAAAAAACGAGAAUUAUGCAGCAAACGAAACGAAAUCAACAAACAUGAAGCGGCAUUCACACAGCGGAUGAAGUGAUAUUAAUUGCUAAUAAAAAUUAAUAAAAAAAAAAUUAAAUAAAAAACACGGUGACACGA
Anopheles gambiae (African malaria mosquito) is the source of this 11089-nucleotide messenger RNA. RefSeq lists its product as uncharacterized. Gene Ontology annotation, molecular function: protein binding. The record is from RefSeq and is a predicted model, not a curated record. Bases 1807 to 8820 code for a protein of 2337 amino acids. Gene Ontology annotation, biological process: signal transduction. NCBI's taxonomy places the organism in Eukaryota, Metazoa, Arthropoda, Insecta, Diptera, Culicidae. The transcript is spliced from 19 exons.